Plasmodium knowlesi strain H is the source of this 1650-nucleotide messenger RNA. RefSeq names its product conserved Plasmodium protein, unknown function. The record is from RefSeq and is a predicted model, not a curated record. The transcript is spliced from 12 exons. NCBI's taxonomy places the organism in Eukaryota, Apicomplexa, Aconoidasida, Haemosporida, Plasmodiidae. Gene Ontology annotation, molecular function: protein binding. The coding region runs from base 1 to 1650 and encodes 549 amino acids.
AUGAAAGAACGGAAAAAAUAUGGAAAUAAUAUCCCGAGAAGUUUAUCAUCCAAAAUAAAUAAAAGUAAAGUUAUCCAGAAGAACAUAUGUUGUAAUUACAAAACGAUACAAAUGAUAGACAUAUAUGAGAAUAUGCCCGUUAACAGUUUGACCAUUGAACGCUCUCCAAUUAAGGAAAUAGUUUUGGCGAAUGAUGUCAUCGUUGUUCUGUUAAUUUCUGGAAUAUCUAGGGCUUACGAUGUGGCGAAUGGGAAAUUUUUGUGUGAAAUAAAUCCGAGCAGUUAUUCUGUGGUUCAUACGAUUGUACACAAUUCGUAUAACAACACCUUGAUCGUGGCGUACGCAUCUUUCCCCGCUCAUCUACAGUGUAAAGUGAUCAAUUGUUGUGACCUACGGAUAGGAAAAACGAACUCGUCCAAACUUGGCACCUUGUUCGAAAAGGUUAUCCUUAGUCACCCCGCGUUCUUUGAAUUCUGCGAAACAAACGGACGAAUAGGAGCUGCUAACCUGAACACCAACUCGUACACCUUUUGGGACAUGCGGACCUAUCAGCAGGUGUUUGAAAUAGAAGAAGAAUUUCAGGAAAUUAGAGUUUCUGACGGCUUGGUGGCCAUGUUUAAGCAACCCAUAAAUAACACCAUUCCUUUGGCCUUGUUUGACAUAGAAAAUGGAGAGAGGCUUGUCGAAACGACCAUAUCGAUUUUGCCAAGGAAGGAAAUGCAGUUUCUGGAACUCCUCAUUUCGAAAUUGUUGAUAAAGCAGGAAGGCUCCUCGCUCCGAAUUUACGACUUGUUGAAGAAGACCAGACAGAAAGUUAAAAACACGUACACGUUUCAGCCCACAGCUUUUGUGUUUUACGAUCACCCAUCCCCCAUAAAUGGAAAGGUGUACCACAACCAGAUAAGCAAAAAGUUCUUUACAAUAUCAUGGGACUUGAUAGAAUUUUGGGAGUUAGAUGCCAGUGUCCUGAAGAAGAUGUAUGCCAUUCAUGUCCCAGGUCUGAGAGAUCCUGACCUGUGCAACCAUAGCUUGAUGGCAGAGAUUCUGUGUCUAUACAGCUCUAGCAGAUUGCAGAGAAUAAGGCUGUGCGAAAGCUUUUUUAAUUACGCAGAUAGUUCAAACAUGAAGAGAGGGGAGGCACGCGACAUCGCCACGAGGAAUAUGCGCAUGAGUACCCGGGACAGAAGCGAAAUAUUUAAGACAAGAAUUCUAAAAAAUAACAUCCAAGAUGAAAAAUUGAAGAAUAAUAUAAGUGGUGAAAGUUUUGAUUUUGGUGCCCUUUUAUUUUUUUCGUUACGUGAUGGGGAAUUUCUCAAUUAUACUUCGGAGAGUGUCUGCGGGAAGUCUGUGGAGGUCCUUGCCUCGAAUAGCUCCAUGACGACUAUCAUAUGCGGGGACGAUAAAGGCUUCAUUCGAAUUUUAAGGAACUAUCCCAAAAUUAGCGAGCCGGAAAUAAAGACCGAAAAAAAGGUUAGGAAUUGUCCCGAAUGCGUGCGCGCAAGUUUGCUGAGGAUAUUUGGACUCCCCGAAGAAGAUCCAGAAAAAAUUUCACGCAUAAUUAAGAGAAAACAAAAUUGCCAACGACAGAAGGAUUCCGUGAAGAAGGCGAGGAUUGAGAAGCGCUCGGAUAAUUGCAGUAGGCACACGUGA